Acaulospora morrowiae is the source of this 585-nucleotide messenger RNA. The record is from the annotation of a GenBank genome assembly. NCBI's taxonomy places the organism in Eukaryota, Fungi, Glomeromycota, Glomeromycetes, Diversisporales, Acaulosporaceae.
AUGGAAUGUCUUAUCGGUUUCGUAGGAAAUGGUUUCGUGCUUACUGCUACGGACACAUCAGCGGCACGUUCAAUUACUGUCAUGAAGUCUAACGAGGAUAAAUCUCGUGAUCUAAACAAACACAUCAUGCUGUUGUACUGUGGCGAGCCAGGAGACACAGUUCACUUUGCCGAAUACAUUCAGAGAAAUGUUAAACUUUAUGGAAUCGUGAAUGGAAUUGAGUUAACACCGAAAGCUGCCGCUACAUUUACUAGAAGACAAUUGGCUAACAGUCUGAGAAGCAGGAAACCUUACGCUGUCAAUCUUCUGAUCGCCGGACACGAUACGACAAAAUCUACACCGCAUCUGUAUUGGAUUGAUUAUCUUGGCACUUCGGUUGAAGUUCCUUUUUCUGCUCACGGAUACGGAGCUUAUUAUUGUUUAUCUCUCUUGGAUAGAUAUCACCGACCCGAUAUCAACCUCGAAGAAGCGAAAGUUCUAAUCAGGAAGUGCAUAGAUGAACUCAAAACUAGAUUCAUUAUAAAUCUUUCCGAUUUCAAGAUUAAGAUCACAGAUAAGGACGGCAUUCGAGAAAUCACUAUUUAA